AAAAAAAAAUCACACAUGAAUCAAAGUUGUGACUUCUGUUUUAAUAUAUAAGAUUUUUAUUAAUCAGCUCCAUUAUAAAGCUAAUCUAACUACAUAAAUAUCUUUUAAAAACCGACUAUUUUCAGAUUCAUACAUUCAAAGAUAAAGACCUUUACUCUCCUUCUGUAUUCUUUCUUUUAUGCCAUAUUAGUGGGCGGAUUAUAUAAUUUUGUUUCAAAUUUUCAGUGUCAGUAGUUGUUGUUAUAAUUUGUAACGAUUUAUCAUCCGUUUUAUAAGAUUUGAUGGCUGGGAACUAUCCUUCGUUCGAAAAUCCAAUCCCUAGAUUCAAAAAUUACAACUUUGGGAGCAGCUCAUCUCAUCAUCAAAAUCAUGAUGGUUUAGCGGUGGAGGAUCAACAACAAGAAGAAAACAUGAUGAUAAAAGAACAAGACAGGCUACUUCCGAUAGCAAACGUAGGAAGGAUCAUGAAAAACAUUCUCCCACCAAACGCAAAGAUCUCUAAAGAAGCAAAAGAGACUAUACAAGAAUGUGUGUCCGAGUUCAUAAGCUUCGUCACUGGAGAAGCCUCCGAUAAAUGCCACAAAGAGAAGAGAAAGACCGUCAAUGGAGACGAUAUCUGUUGGGCUAUGGCAAAUCUAGGGUUUGAUGAUUACGCCGAGCAACUCAAGAAGUACUUAAAUCGUUACCGAGUUAUUGAAGGUGAGAGAGCCAAUCGUCAUGGCAGGGGAGCUAAAUUAUCCUCACCGGAUAAUUAAUUGGUCCGUGGCUGAUUGUUUGAUUUCCUUUUUAUGUGAUCUUGUUUAGUUCUUUGACAAGCAUCUUCUACCAUUAUAUAUAUGGCGAUCUAUUAUAUAUCAUAUAUAGUUCUACGGAUAUAUAAAUAAACAUAUAUGAUUAUAUAUAUAAGAUGCAUCUAUGGUUUGAGGCUGUGAAGAAAUAUGUGUAGUUCUUCCUGAUUUUGUUAAUUUUCACAGUAAGCGUGCUUUUAAAUUUUCUUUUGAUUUUUUUUUGUCAUCUUAAAUUUUCUUUUGAUAAUCCAUAUAUAUGAUCAUAUAAUAUUUUAUCAAUUCGGGUAAAUUAAUUGUGGAUUAUGGUCUCUGAAUUCAGAAAAUAAAGAUCGGUGGUGUUGUCUAUAAUAUAUGCAGAUGAAGGAAUACAUCUCUCUCUCUCUCUCUCUCUCUCUCUCUCUCUCUCUCUCUCUCUCUCUCUCUCUUUCUCUCUCUUUUGCUUCAGUUGUUGUAGCAAAUGACUUAGAUUUAAUUAGUUUUUGUUUGAUAUAAAAUAAGUCUUAGCAGAACACCAUACUGCGCAGUCUUGCCAGAACCCACCUAACGACUUUUACUGUGUGCUAUCUUAGUAUUUAUAUAUACCGUCAAUCAUGAAUGGAGAAUUAUAAUGCAAAAUCAAGUAUGUAAGGUUCUUCUUCUGGACAGUGAAAAUAUAUAGCAUGUGGUUGUGCUCUAGAGGAAUCACACCAUUUUUUUUGGGCAAACCAUUCAUUAGAAUAAACUUGGAACGAAGUCAUUACCAUGGAGGAAUCAUACAAUAAGAUCAAAAUUACGUAUUAGAGAAAUUUUCAAAAUAUAAUGUUUUGACUGUGUAGAAUUUGUAUUUUUUUUUUUUUAACACCACUCUGUAGAAUUUGUAUAUAUGCAUAUAUAUCAAUCAAUUUUGUCGAUGAAAAAAACAUUCGUCUUGUUCAGUGUUUGUAUAUAUAAAGUCAUCAUUAUCAGCAUUUGCAUACAGAUUUUCACAUUUAACUAAUCAACACUAAAAUUCCAUUCCGUACAGAUAUCGAAGUAGAUUUAAAUUUACUACUUCAGUAUUGUUUUUUUAAACUAAUAACUAUUUAAACUUUUAUAGAUAUGAACUUACUAUAAUUGUACCUCACUGUGUAAACAGUAAACAGUACAAUAAAUAAUAAUUAAAAAUUGGUUAAAUUGGAUUAUAAAGCGAGUGGUCCAUAAAUCUCGAACAAUUCUCACUGGUUCUUCUUUUGAUUUUUAUAAGCCCUAGACUCCUAGAGCAUCCAAAUAAAGAAAGUUAUAUAUAUAUACUAGUGGUAUUCCGGCGCGUACAUAUGUUUUUUCUUAAAUGAAUUUACAAUUCAUUUUAUGGUCUUAGUAAAGAAAAUAUGUUCAAAAAUAUGAAUAUGAAAAUAUGUUGAAAGUGAAUGAUAUCCAGCGACCGUAAUGUAUUACUUUGUUUUGAAGUUGAUUAGUUCAAGGUGCAAUAUCAUAAGUGGUUAUGACUAAUCGAUUCGAUAAAAAUAGAAUAAAAAACCGAUAGUCGUAACAAAGUUAAUUUAAUUGGAAUUUAAACAUAAAGUAAAGUUGAUGUUUUAUUUAGAGAACAUACUUAUACUCUUUAGUACCAUGUUGACAAUAUAUGGAAGGAACGACAUUUGAAGUUCUAUUUUAGAGACUAAUUUGAAUUAAAACGUGUGUAAUAAGCAUAGGUGUUACCAGCGGGAAAGAACUGUUGUCAAAAUGUUGAUGUUUAUAUUUUUGUACGCCCGUUUGAUUUGAGCUCGUUUGAUUUGAGCGGCCUUGACUAAAAUUUUUGAUGAUUUCGUAAUAUUAUAGAUGUUGCCCCUCGAAUAUUGGCUAGCACAUGCGAUGAUAUUUUCUUUGAUUUUAAGAAAUUUUUUUAAUGAUUGAUAGUUGAUGAUUUGAAUUCAUUUUUUGAAUUUUAACGAAGAUAGCGAUAUUGAAUUGGUAUUACCAGUGACUAAUUAUGCUAAAAAAUUAUAAGUAAAGUCUGAAUUUCUAAAUUUUAUUAUUUGUUAAGGUGGACCCAUUAAGUCUAAAAAUGAUAUUUUUCCAACUCAACUCAUUAGGGUAGAAUGUGUAAAGUCUUAAACAUUCUUAAAAAUUUUCUUAAAAAAUUCAUUUAUACAUUGAGACAAAAAGAAGAUAAAUAAUGUUAUUCUAAAAGUUAUUGUGUAACUCUUAUGAAAACUGCAUCAUGCUGUAAUUUUCCUUACUUGUAAUUGAUAUAAUUUUGCUAAGUCAUAAAUUUAUCUGAUAUAUUAGUUAAGGGAAUCUUUUAUAAUAAUUCUGAAAUGACAAAGACGAAAAUUAUCAAUCAAAUUAUUAAAUUAUAUUAUUUUUAUUCAGCUGAUUAGACCAUUAUAAUAACACAAAAUUAAUUUUUAUUUCUUAGUACUAUAGAAAUAAAUUGAUUACAUAUUCAUAUAUAAUCAUUUGUUUUAUAGUUUAUCUCCAACUGUAAUACAUAUAAUAAUGUUCAUUUCCCUAAUGCGUUGGAAUUUUACACAUAAGUCUUAAAAUCAAUAUUUAAAUUUUCUUAAUAAUUAAAAUUAAUCUAUACAUUUUAAUUUAACUGGGAGGAGACAGAGCCAACACCAAUAUACAUCACAUUUCCCCUUGAUUGUAUAAUUCCUAAUACUUCCUAGAACUUGUACUCAGACCGGGGUGACUUGGUAGGAUGACUCCACCUUUCACGGCCAUCUCCUUUGUAUUCGCCACCUUUCAGGAGUAGUAGCGUCAAGAAUUUGCAUGGACAAAGCCAUCUCAGGCGAUUAGUCAUGUAUGCUAAGUGCUAACCAGCUGAUAUACUAUUUUAUAUUGAAAAAUGUGAAUAAUAUUGGAACAAAUUACUUCUUUUUGUAUGUGUGUGUCCUGUAACCAAUAGCUUUCAGAAUUUGGAGUUCGUAUCAUAAGAAAUGAAGUGAAGAUAAUAGAAGAUCCAUGAGACCAUCCCAGACAUUUGGGAUGAAUUGAUCACCAAGUUAAGUGUCUGGCACUGUGUGUUAAACUAGCAAGUGAUGGUUGCUCCACUGGUGUUGCAUGAUUAUGGUUAAACUCUUAUUCAAAUGUAUAUUUCUUUUAUUUUUGUUUCUUUAAACCUUGAGGCCUUUCCUCUAGUUCAGUACGUUUGGGUUACCUAAAUAGUUAGUAACGUAAACUAACAUUGAUGCACUUGGAUUUUACAUUUAAUUCCCACAUAACUUUUGGAUCCAUUUGUAAGGCUCAUUAAGACUGUCCAAUUGACAAGCAGCCACAAAGUUUUGUAACCACAAAAUCGUGUGUUACAUAAAAUGCUCAGGCAGUCCCAAAAUCCUUAGAACAUCAAAGUCGCACUAACACAAAAACUUAAUCGGCAUCUACGUCUAUAGUAUCUGAAGACUAAUUUGAGUUUUUAAGUGUUUCUCCUGCUCUCUGUAAAAGUAGAGGAACUCAGCGGGUGCUCAUAAACUCACCAGGUUCAACACCAGAAAGAAAAAAAACAGGUCGAGAAGGUAGCCUUGAUUUACAUCAUUAUCAUUCAACAGUACUGGAAUCAGUUCUCAUCUCUUUAGUUCACCUUAUACUUUCCAGUUUGACAUUAGGAAACUACAGACUCACAAAUCCAAAUGUACAGCUGAAACAUUUAAUCACACUGUCAACUCUCUUAAGAGAUUGUCUACCAAGGAUUCCCAAAAACUCUUUAUGUAAAUGUUGUGGAGUACCCUGCUACAUAUGUAAGAGGUGAAGGUAUGGUUUCAGUUUCUGUAUCAUAAAUAUAAAAAAAACUUGAUGAACUGUCUGCAUCCAUCUGUUGCAAAUGAAAAGAAUUUUGAGUCAAAAAGCUUUGUCUUCCAAGAUAAUUUGAAAACCAUUUUCUCUUUUCUUUCAUCAAACGCAGAGCCAGACCAUUCCGCAUCGACACACCUUUUGCCACAGAACUCGGUUUAGACAAUAUAAUCUUUAACAGACUCAUACCAGGAGCUCUUACCACUGCAAAAUGAAAGAAUCAAAACAACAAUUCAAGUCUCGUCUCGGACAAAAGUUUAUGUAAUUACUAACAUAAUAUAUUUAUACCCAAACAUUAGUCUUUUGGCUCCCAAAUCCCAAUCUUUCAAGAUGGAGUGGUAAGAGAAAGAGGAAUUAGGAAGAUGGUUGAGUGUAUGAGAUUAGUCCACGUAAACAAUAUUUGUAAAACACACAGAAACAAACCAUUCUUUUUGUCUGACUGUGGUUGUAUGAUUAAGGAGGACGUCGAUGGACUGGUGCCGGAAAAUAAACCGUAAACGUAGAUCCACCGUACUGCUCUGUUUUCAGUCUCUUUUACACGACCUCGAUAGAUGUUGCUUCUGUUCCGGUCUUCUCCUCCGUUUUCCAAUCUCUUCCUCCACCUUCAGUUUUCCAAUCUCUUCCUCCACCUUCAGUUUAUGUCGUCGCGAGAGCUUGUCUGAAUCUAGCAUGUCCAGUUUUAGAUCUACCGAGAAGAGAUAUAACCUUGACGACGUCAGUGACCGCCGUUAUCUAAGAGGCUGAGCUUUAUAUAGAAGACCUUCCACCAGUUAGA
Brassica napus (rape) is the source of this 5313-nucleotide messenger RNA. RefSeq names its product nuclear transcription factor Y subunit B-5. Gene Ontology annotation, molecular function: RNA polymerase II cis-regulatory region sequence-specific DNA binding; DNA-binding transcription activator activity, RNA polymerase II-specific; protein heterodimerization activity. NCBI's taxonomy places the organism in Eukaryota, Viridiplantae, Streptophyta, Magnoliopsida, Brassicales, Brassicaceae. The coding region runs from base 282 to 755 and encodes 157 amino acids. The record is from RefSeq and is a predicted model, not a curated record. Gene Ontology annotation, cellular component: nucleus; CCAAT-binding factor complex. Gene Ontology annotation, biological process: regulation of transcription by RNA polymerase II. The transcript has a single exon.